Messenger RNA from Penicillium odoratum, 816 nucleotides. RefSeq names its product E3 ubiquitin-protein ligase MARCH. The transcript is spliced from 2 exons. Gene Ontology annotation, molecular function: zinc ion binding. NCBI's taxonomy places the organism in Eukaryota, Fungi, Ascomycota, Eurotiomycetes, Eurotiales, Aspergillaceae. The record is from RefSeq and is a predicted model, not a curated record. The coding region runs from base 1 to 816 and encodes 271 amino acids.
AUGGACCCCCCAAGCAAUGAGCCAGACUCAUCGGGGCUUGGGUCCGAGCAGAGCUAUCCCCCACGAGUCUGUCGCAUCUGCUUGGAAACAGUAUGGCCAACCGUUCAGCCCUCGGAAUUUCUCCGAAGAUCUCGCUUGGUUUAUGAGUCCAGCGAUCCCGAAGCAGGUCGACUACUUCGCCCCUGCAAAUGCAAAGGAUCCUCGCGAUAUGUACACGAAGGAUGCCUGCAGUCCUGGCGACUAGCCAACCCCGGCUUUGGCACACGGAAUUACUGGGAGUGCCCGACUUGCCAUUUUCAAUAUCGCCUGGAGCGUUUGACAUGGUCUCGCUGGAUCAGUAGUACUGCCACCCAGCUUGUCCUCACGCUAGCCAUUCUUCUAUUGACUAUUUUCUUACUUGGAUUCAUUGCUGACCCCAUUAUUGAUUUCUACGUUGGCCCCUUGGACGAUACAUAUCUGGAGCUAGAUGAAGAGGCCUCUUGGCUUGAACAUUUCGUGAAAGGGUUUGCUGCUUUGGGAUUGACGUCGUUCCUCAGAGUGCUGUUUACCUUCUCGCCGCCAUACUGGAUCCGAGGCUCAGGUGUUGUGAGCAAUGGCCGGUCUACUGGACGCAACCGAGCUGCCAAUUUGAAUUGGCUAGUGAUUCUGGCCGGAGUGGCCACUUUCUUUUGGACUGUGUACAAAGGUGUCCGGUCUUGGAGCAAACGAACCUUACAGUGGGCGGGUGAAAAGGUCAUGGACGUUCCUUUACCUGAGGAUGAGGAUGAAGAUGAUAUUGUCCCCGAUGAGCCCUUGACCCAUCCCAAAGCCGAGUAA